Trichomycterus rosablanca is the source of this 527-nucleotide messenger RNA. It is a transcript of the gene sh2d1ab, whose product is annotated as SH2 domain containing 1A duplicate b. The record is from RefSeq and is a predicted model, not a curated record. Bases 11 to 361 code for a protein of 116 amino acids. Lineage: Eukaryota; Metazoa; Chordata; Actinopteri; Siluriformes; Trichomycteridae. The transcript has 3 exons. Gene Ontology annotation, biological process: regulation of signal transduction; regulation of immune response.
GAGCAUCGAGAUGGAAUCUCUGCCAGUUUAUCACGGUGCCAUUAGCAAGGAGAUGUGCGAGAGGCGUCUGGGUGAGGCCGGCAGAGACGGCAGCUACUUAAUUCGGGAUAGCGAGAGCGUACCCGGUGCCUACUGCCUCUGUGUCCUGUGUGACGGGUUAGUUUACACUUACCGCUUACAGAAGGACAACGCCGGCUCCUGGGCAGCAGAGACGGCACCUGGUCUGCAGAGACGUCUGUUCAGAAACGUGAAGAAUUUAAUCAGCGCAUUUAAGAAACCAAACCAGGGCAUCGCUUCUCCUCUGCUGUAUCCCAUCACUGUUCAGGACCACUGCACAGUGGAAUCAGUCAACAUACCCUGAACACCCUAAACAGACUCACUAUUACCAUCAACAACGUCAUAACGGCCUCUGAGGAUAACAAACUGGAAAAUUACCAAUUACUCAAAUGUUCUUUUUGGGAUACAGUUCAAUCUGGAAUUCAGAUUGAUUUUCCUGCUGUUAAACUCCUGAUGAUGAUGAUGAUGAU